AUUGUUUGCGACCGGGGGCUUUAUGGGGACGGACCGAAACAGCAUGACGGCCGCAGAUGCUGAUGGAGACUCCGGUGUGAGAAAAGACGGCGUUAGGGACGAAGAGGACAAGCUGCAGGCGUUAAAAGGUGCAGCGUUUCUGACCACGGUGGCGUCGGCGGGGAUGGUGGUGGGGUUCGGCUCCACGUUGGCGCUGGCUAAGAAGAGGAGCCCAGACUGGUUCAGCAAGGGCGUCGCAGCGACGGUGGCGGCCCCCGAGUCCGGGGCCUCACUGGCCCUCAGAGCCCUGGGUUGGGGCUCCCUGUUCGCCUGGUGUGGAGUGGGUCUGCUCAGCGUCACGGUGUGGAAAGCUCUCGGCGUUCACAGCCUGCCAGAGUUCAGGCAGAAGAUGCAGUCGUUGUUCCCGGCCAUCCCCAGGAGCCCGGAGGCUGCAGCCGGAUCGGAACCACUGGACUGGGACUCGGUGUUCAGGUCCAGCGAUCGGGAUCAACCAGAGACCAUCAAACCAAACUGAUCCGCAGGAGUUUGUUCGCCGUUCUGGUCGGGUCCAUCGGGUCUGGGAUGGUGGAGGCUGAUUCUGGGUUUAUCCAAGUCUCCUCCUGCUUCUGAGGAGAUCUGAAAACAGAACCUGGUGCUGGAA
Messenger RNA from Cyprinodon variegatus (sheepshead minnow), 640 nucleotides. RefSeq names its product transmembrane protein 242 (gene tmem242). NCBI's taxonomy places the organism in Eukaryota, Metazoa, Chordata, Actinopteri, Cyprinodontiformes, Cyprinodontidae. The record is from RefSeq and is a predicted model, not a curated record. The transcript is spliced from 4 exons. Bases 23 to 514 code for a protein of 163 amino acids.